CCUUAAAGAGACCGAGAACGUCUUCAACCGUUGAAAGUGGGUCAACAAUGUAGAAGAGUUGCUGGGUUAGCGGUGUCUGACCGACACACACACUGCGGUUUCCUUCGGAAUGCCUCAAUUACCUCACUGUCAAGUUCACUACCGAUACGAGUGGUAUCUUAAAAGUCUCCCUUAAAAGUUUUUACAAAAAAUUCAUUUUAAAUUUGUUAAUAUUUAAACGUUUUGUGACAUAAGUGAAAGUGUUUUGUUACUUUAUUAAUGAAUUAAAUUAAUUGGACGAAAUGAGUGCUUUAACAGCCCCUUUAGUCGGUUUGGGAGCCGCGGCUGCUUCAAAUAUGGGAGUUUUCCUUCCAGCUUUAGUCGCAGCUAUUGCUUAUUUCCAAUACGAUAUGAUGGACCCAGAAUCAAGACCGAUUGAUACCGACACGGAUUCAAUGGAAAGUGUUUAUGAUUUUAUUGUGAUUGGGGCGGGAUCAGCAGGUGCCGUUGUUGCAAAUCGAUUAACAGAGCAAGAGAAUUGGAACGUUUUGCUUUUAGAAGCUGGAGGAGAUGAAACUGAAAUUUCAGAUGUCCCAAUAAUGGCAGCUUAUUUACAAUUAUCCCAAUUAGAUUGGAAAUAUAAAAGUGAACCUCAAGGAAAUGCAUGUUUAG
This is a messenger RNA of Onthophagus taurus, 651 nucleotides long. Lineage: Eukaryota; Metazoa; Arthropoda; Insecta; Coleoptera; Scarabaeidae. The record is from RefSeq and is a predicted model, not a curated record.